Etheostoma cragini (Arkansas darter) is the source of this 2514-nucleotide messenger RNA. It is a transcript of the gene slc25a39, whose product is annotated as solute carrier family 25 member 39. The coding region runs from base 307 to 1383 and encodes 358 amino acids. Gene Ontology annotation, biological process: mitochondrial transmembrane transport. The transcript is spliced from 12 exons. The record is from RefSeq and is a predicted model, not a curated record. Lineage: Eukaryota; Metazoa; Chordata; Actinopteri; Perciformes; Percidae.
GAUCUCUACAACAUGCGCAUUUUCUAGCUGAAUCACUAACAAACGGCAAUCGCUAAGCGUAGUUUUUUGAAGGUUAGCUACAUUUUGUGACUCCCCCCCAUACUGUCUAUGCUUUCUCCGCCUCGAGCUUAGCCCGACUCCAAAAAAAACAUGUUUACGGGGGUUAUCAGCAAUGGAGAACCCGAUUAAGUUACAGCACGACAGAGUGGUUUAAACGUUGGCUUUUAAAUGUGGCAACAUAACUAAAAUGGGUGAAGACGCCUCUCUUUCACAACCACACUGGCAGCUAAAGUAGAGGUGGGCAGGAUGGGGGAGCGGGCCGUCAGCAGCUCGGUGGCUGCUAUCUCUCCAGUGCAGCAGAUGCUGGCUUCUGGCACCGGAGCCCUCCUCACAUCUAUUUUUGUCACACCGCUGGACGUUGUGAAGAUCAGACUGCAGGCUCAGCAAACACCGUUCCACCAAGCUUUAGCGUGUGAAUCAGCUCCGUGGGGGGGCGUCAUCCGCCCGUCCAAGUGGAAAUGUUUCCUGUAUUGUAACGGACUGAUGGACCACAUCUACGUGUGUCAGAAUGGGACCAGUUGCACCAGCUGGUACAAAACACCAACACAUUUCAGUGGGACACUUGAUGCGUUUGUGAAAAUCUCUCGACAUGAAGGACUCCGGUCUCUGUGGAGUGGACUACCACCAACACUGGUUAUGGCUGUACCUGCCACUAUCAUCUACUUCACCUGCUACGACCAGCUGCGGGACUUCCUGAGAUACGGUCUGGGUUUCCAGGGCAGCCACAUCCCUCUGGUUGCUGGGGGUCUGGCCAGAUUGGGGGCAGUGACGGUGAUCAGCCCUCUGGAGCUGGUCAGGACCAAGAUGCAGUCCCGCCGGCUGUCCUACAGCGAGCUGCGGGUGUGUAUCCGCUCCGCUGUGGCUCAGGACGGCCUGCUGUCCCUGUGGAGGGGCUGGGGACCCACCGUCCUCAGAGAUGUCCCCUUCUCUGCGUUGUACUGGUUCAACUAUGAACUGGUGAAGGCCCGGUUGUGUCAACGGUCCCGAAUGACUCAGGCCAACUUCUCCAUCAGCUUUACUGCGGGAGCCAUCUCUGGAGCUAUUGCUGCGAUCUUGACGCUGCCUUUUGACGUGGUGAAGACACGGAGACAGAUCCAGCUUGGAGAAAUGGACACUCUGGGAGUUUCCUUAAAGAAAACCACGUCCACUUGGCACAUAAUGAAGGGGAUAUGGGCUGAGAUGGGCUACAGGGGUCUUUUUGCAGGUUUCAUGCCCAGGGUGAUCAAAGUGGCCCCAGCCUGCGCUGUCAUGAUAAGCACCUAUGAGUUUGGAAAGACCUUCUUCCAAAAGAUGAACCUUGAUCGCGAGGGACUGGGAUCCUGAAGGCUGUGUCUGGACGGUGCUGGGUGAUUGUUCACAGCGGCACAUUCAGACAGUGUUAUCAGGACAAAGUCUUCUCAAACAGAAGCUUGAGGAACAGGGAGGCCUGCAUUUGGUUUUGUGUGAACAUAAAAUAUGAAGAUUCACACACAAAUCAGGAAUGUUUCUACUUUCAGAUCUGCUCUCUGGAAAUACAGAUAGAUAAGACUUGACACAACUUACAUCCAUGAACUGAAUAACAAGCUUGGACAACUAGCUUGGAGCUCGAGCCACAGACUGAAUGCGUGUUGAUUAGUAAACUUUAAACUGGUAUCUUGAAAAAUAAAAGAGCUUUCCAAUGCUUAAGCAAAGGGACAAAUUAUACGGAUCGCACCUCUGGGCACAUUUUAAAUGAUAACCCGGCUCAGGACAGUGGUGUGUGGUUUAAUGCUUGAUGGGAAAAUGUAAAGCCUCUUAAGGGCUAAACUGCAUCAGAACUGAAGCAUGGACACAAUGUCAUCACUCAGGCAUUUAUUCUGCAUUGCCUGAGACCAACUGCAUGGUGUAUACAACCCUCUCUACAGAAUCCAGGUACGCUGGUAUGUUCCUUUACUGCAUUCUCCUGCAUUCCUGUAGCGGUGAAGCAUGGCAAUUUUGACAUCUGACAAGAUUACUGACACAUCUGUUUGUGGUCUGGAUAGAUUUGAUUACUUGUGACAAGCGCUGUGAAAUGAAAUCAUAAAGAUAAGAACAUGUUUUUAUGUUUGUUGAAUGUAUGUCUCAUAAAUGGACGCUAAACCACAGUAUAUGAAACACAAGGCCUGAUGGCAAAAUUAAAGCAAGCCUUGGAAGAUAUGUUUUCAUUGGUAUGUUACUUUACCCUUUUAACAACAAAUAAGUCAACAUUUUGUGAAAGUUGCUGUAGCCAGCUUCCCAAGAACACACAGAUUUAGUUAAAACAUUUUUAAGACUUUUUAUGUAAAAAAAAAAAAACUUCCUUAACAUCCCCUUGUUGAUAUGCUGGUGAUGAAAUGCUUUGAGUAUUUACCCUAUUAUAUACAUAACAUCAAAAAAUGUUACAACACUGGAACAUAGAAAAAAAAACAUUGCUGCCUUAACCUGAAAGGUGUACAUUUCUUGCUUUUUCUUUUCUUU